AUGGAUGAAGAGGGAAUGCACGAGUAUGAAAAGGGCCAUAUUAAGAAGCUGCAGGAGCAGCGCAUGGCUAUGCAGAAGAAGACCUUCACUAACUGGAUGAACAACAUCUACAGAGAGAAUGGUAGUAUCCCAAUAACAGACAUCUACACAGAACUAAGUGAUGGGUUAUACCUGUUGCGGCUUCUGGAGUUCAUUUCAGGAGAACAGCUGCCUAAACCGGCAAGAGGGAAAAUGAGAGUCCAUUUCCUGGAAAACAACAGCAAAGCUCUAACUUUCCUGAAGUCCAAGGUACCUGUGAAAUUAAUUGGGCCAGAGAAUAUUGUGGAUGGAGAUCGGACAUUAAUAUUGGGCCUUAUCUGGAUCAUAAUUCUUCGUUUCCAGAUAUAUUCCAUCACGUUGGAUAAGGAUGAGUUUGGUGCCAGUGCCGCUAAGGCAUCUGCCAAAGAAGCUCUUCUUAUAUGGUGCCAAAUUAAAACUGCCCCCUACUCAAAUGUAGAUGUGCAGGACUUCUCAAGGAGCUGGCGGGACGGACUUGCGUUCAAUGCUCUCAUCCAUGCUCACAGGCCUGAUCUCAUUGACUACCACACUCUCAAAGCAACACAACCCUUGCACAAUUUGAACAAUGCCUUCAAUGUGGCAGAUACGAAGCUAGGCAUAUCCAGGCUGCUGGAUGCUGAAGAUGUUGUCAUCCCACAACCAGACGAGAAGUCCAUAAUGACAUAUGUGUCUCUGUAUUACCAUUACUUCUCCAAGAUGAAACAAGGGCAAACAGUUCAAAAAAGGAUCGGCAAUAUUAUGACCCUUAUUCUUGACAUUGAGAAUCUAAAGAGACAGUAUGAGGCCAUGGUAACUGAUCUCCUAAGGUGGAUCCGGCAGAAAGUCGUGGAGAUGAAUGAUCGUCAUUUCCCCAACUCCAUCAAUGGUAUGUUGCAGCUCUUGGCAAACUUCAAAGCCUAUCGCACAGUAGAGAAACCUGCAAAGUACCAAGAGAAAGGCCUGAUUGAAGCUCAUUUUUUCAACAUUCGGACCAAACUACAGGCCAACAAUUUGCGGCCUAGCAUUUUACCCGACCUGAAGACUUUGAGUGAUAUAGAGAAGUAUUGGACAGUCUUGGAAAAAGCGGAACAUGAGCGGGAGAAGGCACUGCAGAACGAGCUGCUUAGACUGGAACGGUUGGAGCAGUUGGCUCAGAUCUUCAAGAAGAAGGCUUUUCUUAGAGGGUCCUACCUGCACGAAAUGAGGCAAGUCAUAGAGCGGCAAGAUUUCAUGCCCAGCAAUAUCACCGAAGUGGAAGCUGCCAUUAAGAAGCUGGAGGCGAUCGAAGCAGAUGUGUUACCUCGUGAACAGCGGUUUAAGUCACUUGCCGAAAUUUGUGCCAUUUUAGACAAGGAGAAUUAUCACAAGAAAACAACAGUUAUAACAAGGCAACAAGAGAUAUCAAGGGACUGGAGUGGAUUGCUGAACUUACUGGAAAUGCACAAACACUUAUUAGAAGACAAGCGGCAAAUACUGGUCCUUUUACGAGACAUUGACAGUGUCGUUGAAGAGCUGAGAGCCGCGCAGGAUCUAAUAGGCUCAAAGGAACUUGGGAAACAACUAGCUGAGGUGGAUUACUUUCUUCAAGAACACAACUUAAUUGAAUCCCAAAUUAUGUCAUAUGGUGAAUCGGUGAGACAGAUUGUGUCCAGGGCAGAGCAUAUCCCGAAGAGUGAAAAGGGCAGUGUUGAUGUUCUCCAAACUAAAGUAAAGAACUUACAACAACUUUAUCAGAACCUAGUAUCCCUCAGCAAAUCUCGGAGAUUACGUCUAGAGGAGUUAUUGAAGUUAUAUCAGUUUUUCCGAGACUGUGCUGAGGAGGAGGCUUGGAUCCAUGAGAAGUGGCAAGUGCUCAGACUGGCAGACCAUGGCAGAGACCUCAGCUCCAUCAACUCAUCUAUAGCAAAGCAAGAGGCCUUAGAAGCAGAGAUACUUUCCCACCAGUCUAUUCUGGCCAAGGUGGUGAGAAAUGGGAGAGAAUUGUGUCAGUUGACUUACACAGACCAGGCAACUAUCCAGAAAAUGAUUGAGAAUGUCCAGAAACAGUGGCUGGAGCUUCAAGAAGAGGUCAAAAGGAGUAAAUCUCGGCUAGAGGUGGCGGCGCUCAUUAAGCAGUACUUUGCCGACGCUAAUGAAGCAGAGUCAUGGCUGAAAGAACGUCUGCCACUUCUCACAAGUGAGGAUUAUGGCAAGGAUGAGUCCAGCGCUGAAGCUAUAUUACAGAGACACCUCAGGCUUGAGAAAGAGAUUUCGGCCUAUUCCACGGAAGUGAUCAGGCUUGGAGACCAGGCUCAGACAGUAGCAGGCAAAGCUCCUCUUAUUGAAAGAAAGCCAGUGAUUGUGAAGAUAACUCAAGAGAGGAACAGACCACAAAAACAAAGCUAUUUGCCAUCAAUGCCCUUUGAAUCAGAAGAGUCCAGACAAGACCUCCAGAUGACACCGGACAAAAUCAGAGCUGUGCAGGACGAGAUAGAAGCUUCAUAUGAGAACCUUCAACAACUGGCCAAGAAAAGGAAGAAAGCAUUGGAGGAAAUGGUCCGUCUGUAUCAGUUUUAUAGCGCUUGUGGGGAGUUUCAGUCUUGGAUGGAUGACAAGGAGAAGAUUUUUCAGACUUUUCAGCCAAACCCUGAUAACGUGGAGGUCAUGCAGAUAAAGUACCAGAACCUCCUGACUGAUCUUGCAGCGGGGAAGGCGCGUCUAGAUGAGAUUAACAAUCUGGCUGAUAAAUUGGUCAAGACUGCCCCCGACAGAAAAAAUCAGAUUCUGGGCCACCUGAAGUCUAUUGGUGAUAGCUGGAAUCGCUUGGAAGUUUUGAAAGAAGAGAAAGGCGCCGAGCUCAUCGGUCUGGCUGAUGUAAAGACUUUCCUCCAAAACUGUGAGAAUAUGGAAACCCUGAUACAGGAGAAGAGAAAUGAGCUGCAGGGUUCUGAGCCCUCCGGGAACAUGGAGUCAGAGGAGCGCCAGUGGAAAGCACACGAUAGGGAUAUUGAUGCGUUGGAGAGAAAAAUUGCUUAUCUAAAGUCUAUGGAAGAAUCAAUGAGACACACAAAUCCACAGGAGAGUUUAGCCAUCAGGAAACAGAUUGAACAAAUGGAAAAACUUCUUGUACAACUGAAAGAAGAGGCUCAGGUGAAAAAGGACAGGCUUCAAAAGGCCAAAGAUGAAAAGACUUUCCUACAGGAUAGCCACAGACAAAUGCUCUGGGUCCAAGACAUAAAGGAGAAGUUAACAAGUGAGGAGACGGGCACGGAUGUAGCAUCUGCAGAACAGCUCCUCAGGGACCACCGAUAUCUGCUUAAAGAGAUUGAGGGACAAAGAGACAGAAUAAUUGAACUCCAACAAAUGGGUAAAACUGUAUUCCAGUCCAGCAAUAGCCCUGAAGUGCGAGACUCCUUAAUGAGCCUCAUUCAAGAGUACAAUGAGCUCAGCGAUUUGUGGGUAGAAAGAAGAGAGAAACUUGAACAAGGUUUGGAGCUGCAGCAAUUUUUGCGAGAAGCUGACAGCAUUAAUGCAGCACUUUCCAGCCAUGAAGCAUUUCUGAGGGUCAAUGAUCUUGGGGACCAACUGGAUACAGUGCAGAGUCUUUUGAACAGACACAAGCAGUUUGAGAAAGUGUUGUUGGCUCUAAAAAAUCGAGUUGUCAGCCUUCAAACAAAUGGAGAGUCCCUCGUGGCAAAAGAUCACUAUGCUACUCCUUUGAUAAAACAGAGGGUGUCUGAUGCUCAGAAGAGAUACAAUAAUUUGGACCAAAAAAGUGAAGAAAGACAAAAGCAACUCUUGGAUUCCUUGAGACUCCAGGAAUUUAAUCGGGAGGCCACAGAACUGUUGGUGUGGAUGGAGGAGAAGUAUAAAAUUGCCUUAGAUGAGUCAUAUCGGGACCCAACUAAUAUCCUCCGUAAAUUAAAGUGGCACGAGGCUGCUGAGCGAGAGAUGGAUGCCAACCAAGUGUGCUUUGAAGACUUAGUCAAAGUCGGACAGCAGCUGCUAAGAGAAGAUCAUUAUGAAAAAGCUUUUAUCCAGUCAAAGAUGUUGGAAGUCACACAGAAAUGGCAAGAGUUAAAGCAGAAGAUGGCCGACAGAGGAGACAAGUUGAGGCAGGCAGGACAGCAAGAACAACUGAUGGAAUUGCUGCAGGAUGCCAAAGUGAAGAUUGAGAAGAUAGAGAAGAUACUGCAGUCUCCGGAGUCUGGACAUGACCUGAGAACUAGUCGAGACUUGCUGAAAGAGCAUCGUCAGCUGGAAAAUGAGAGCAGAGAGCUGGCAGAUAAAAUGAACUCAAUUGUGUCCCGGGCUCAGAAGAUGGCCACCAAUCAUUUCAACUCACAAAAAAUCAUGGAUGAAACGAUGAAGUAUCUGAGGAGAUUUGAAUCCCUACAAGAGCCUUUGACCAAAAGAGGAGAAUUCCUGCAAGCCAAAGUGAAUCAAUAUGAGUUUUAUCACUACUGUGACCUGGAGGCGACAUGGAUCUCUGAAAAGAUGCCGAUUGCCAGCUCCACUCAUUUUGGCAAGUCAUUGGACGCAGCACAGAGUUUGCUUCAGAAACAUAAGGAGUUACAAGCUGAAGUCAAUGCACAUAAACAGCAGCUACGCCGUGUGCUGGACAUGGGCAGUUCUUUGAUUGCAAGUGGCCACCCCGAAUCUCGCAACAUCUCUGACAAGAAUAAGAAGCUGCAAACUGCCUGGGCAGAGCUGGAGCAGGCGUGUGACACGAGGAUGAAGGGCUUACAGGAUUCAGUCAGCUUUCAGAAGUUCCUACUUGAUGUGACUGACAUGGAGAGCUGGAUUGGAGAGAAAAGUCCAUUGGCUAACAGUAAAGAUUAUGGCAAAGAAGAAUCUACCACCCAAAAAAUGAUGAAGAAACACAAGGAUUUACAGCAGGAGAUUGAGCUCUACCAAGACUUGACAUCUAAGCUAGUCACCUCAGGGCAAAACCUGCCUUCCUUUGGUUAUGAUGAGGUUGAUGCUCCUGUUAAAAAGAUCCGUUCUCAAAUGAAAGAUCUAGAGGGCUGUGCAAGUGUAAGAUGGGGAAAACUAGAAGAAGCUUUGGCUUUGCAUGAAUUCUUACGAGAAUCUGGAGACCUUCAGGAAUGGAUUAACCAGCAAAGACAAGUGGCAAGUUCUGACGAAUAUGGCACUGACUACGAGCAUGUCCAGCAACUUCAGGCUAAGUUUGACACCUUCCAGCACCAGAUGGAGACAGCUGGACAAAGGAUGGCAGGAUGCCAACAACUUGCGGAUAGCCUUCUUGACAGAGGACACUCUGACUCUAUGCAAAUUGUUCAAAAGCAAAAGGAGCUACGGGCAUCUUGGGAAGAACUUCAGGAACUAACUAAGCAACGAAGAAAGCGCCUGCAAAAUGCUGAAGAUGUUCAUAAGUGUUUUUGGGACUUAAAGGAAGCCCUCUCUCAAAUAGAGGAAAAAUCCCAAAGCAUUCCAGAUGACAUUGCCAAAGACCUUAGCGGAGUCCAGUCCCAGCUGCGUAAACACGAGGCCCUGGAACACGAGUUGUCUGGGAAUGAGCAGCAGCUCCAAGAGCUUGUUGAUGCAGCGGAUGACACCCUGUCUAGGUGCUCUGGGGAACAGACCCUGAGACUGCAACAGAAACAGCAAGAAGUGGUGGAGAAAUGGGAGUGGAUGAAAGCCAAAGUGGAACGGAGGAGAACAGAACUGGAAAAGGCCUGCAAGCUCUACCUCUUCCUGGCAUCCGUGCGUGACUAUAUGUUGUGGGCUGCAGAAAUAACCCGUGAAAUGAAUGCUGAAGAGACCAUAAGGGGAGUUCUAGAAAGUAGCAAGAGACUGAAAGCCCAUCAAGACCUAAGGCAGAAUAUGGACGCCCAUCAAGAAACAUACAAUAAAACAGUCACUGUUGGACAAUCUCUUCUACAGGAGGGAAAAAUCCCUGCAGUACAGCUUAGAGAAAAGCUGCAGGCUCUGGUGGAAGAAAACAAGAAUCUUUAUCAGCACUGGGAAAAGAAAAGAAAGUUUCUGGAACAGGUUCACCAGGAGCAAGUUUUCUACAGAGACAUUGAUAAUAUGGAGAAGAUCCUAAAUGCACAGGAGGUGAGAUUGAAGUCAAGUGACCUCGGAGCCUCCGCUGGAGAAAUCGAACAACUGAUCAAAAAGCAUGAGGCCUUUGAGAAGCUUCUUUCAUCCCAGGAGGAAAAGGUGACAUCCUUGCAAGAUCAAGCCACCAAACUUCUUGAAGACAGCAGAAGACCAGAGACUAGGCAGGUCCAAUACAGACUGAAUUCUGUCAUAGACAGGAGGAAAAAGGUGAAAGCUCUCAGUCAGGCCAGGCGGGAAGAGUUAACUACAGCGCUCCUGCUGGCUCUGUUCAACCAGAACCUCUCAGAGGCUCAGUACUGGAUCAAUGAGCGCAUGCAGAUGCUGGAUGAUGACACUCAGCAAGGGUCCAUGGAUAUACAAAGUAAACUAAAGCUCUUACAGAAACAUCAAGUGUUUGAAGCUGAGAUUCUUGCCCAUGAGAAGACAAUCCAAGAUGUUACUGAGAUGGGGAAGUCAUUGGUAUCUCAGCAACAUCCCAAAUCUGCAGAUAUACGUCAGAAAAAUCGGACACUACUUGAAGAAUGGGAGAAGCUGAAGAAAGCACUAGCUGCACGGGGAAAAAUGCUGGAGGAUAAGCGAGACUUACUAGAAUUUUUGCAGAAAGUGGAUCAAGUGGAGGCUUGGAUCAGAGAUAAGGAAGUGAUGAUUAAUGUGGGUGAUGUAGGUGAAGAUUAUGAACACUGCCUCCAGCUUACAAAGAAGUUGAAUGAGUUCCGUGGAGCAGGAUCUGAGGAAGUAACAGUGGAUGAUGCCCAUAUAAAAGCUAUUAAUGCUCUUGCCACCAAGCUGGAGAGACAGAACCUGGAAGAGAUGAAGACCGUUCACCAGCGGAAGAAACAACUCAAUGACAAGUGGAAUAUUUUCCAUGGGGAUCUAAACAAGUAUCGCAAGGCUUUAGAAGGAGCCCUUGAGAUUCACGCCUUAAUCCGUGAAAUUGACAAUAUCAAUGAGAGGAUGAGUGAAAAGAGCACACUUAUGCAAGCUCUUGACUAUGGAAAAGAUGUAGAAAGUGUCGCCAACUUAAUCAGACGACAUGAAGAAACUAUUCGUGACAUCAAUGUCAUUCAGUCCCAGAAAGAGUCCUUGCACCAAGAAGCCAACCGGCUGUCACGAAGAAAUUCAUCAAUGUGCGAACGUCUGGCCUCAAAAGAGAAGGAGAUGACUGAAAAUUGGCAGAAGCUCCAACUACAGGCCAGUCAAAGAAAGGAGAAACUGGAUGCAUCUUACCAUCUGCAAAGGUUCAAUGCUGAUAUCCGAGAGAUAAUGAACUGGAUGCAGAAACUUCAGGCCUUGAUGGAAGGAGCAGCCUUGCCAAAAACUAUGGGAGAUGUUGGAGUUAGAAUUGAGGAACACCAAGAGAGGAAGUCAGAAAUAGAAGCUUGGACAGAAAGGUUCAACUCUGUGAAAUCCUCUGGGCAGAAGCUGUGCAACUCUGGACAUUAUGCAGCUGAUGACAUCCGACGUGUUCUCUCCAAUGCAGAAGAGGCCUGGGAUUCGUUAAUUCAGUCCUGGAGGGAACAGAAUGUCAAGCUGUGUCAGGCUCGCGACCUACAGAUGUUUUUCAGCCUUGUUGAUCAAAGUGAAAGCUGGUUAAACAAUAAAGAAGCUUUUCUGGCCAAUGAAGACCUAGGGGACUCUGUUACUAGUGUUGAAAGUCUUCAAAACAAGCAUGAGAAGUUUCAAAAGGCCCUUGACGCCCAGAUGGGUAAAAUAGAUGAAAUGGAGGCAUUUGCCAAGCAACUGCUAGGCGAUCAACAUUAUGACUCUGAGAACAUUGCCAAUAAAUGCCAGGGUGUGCUGGAGAGGAAAGAGAAACUCUUGAACUUGUCUGAGGCUCGUAAGAAGAAACUUGAGGAGUCCAGGCAGCUGCAGAAAUUUCUCAAGAGCUCCUAUGAGGUGGGUGCCUGGAUGCUUGAGAAGAGCAGUAUCGCCAUGGAUGAGAGCUGGAGAGACCCCAGCAACCUUCAGACCAAGUUACAGAAACAUCAAACAUUCGAGGCAGAGCUGAAAGCAAACCGCAACCGACUGGACACCAUAAGAGCUGACGGGGAGAAGAUGUUGCAAGCUAAGCAUUACGCCUCUGAUAUCAUCCAAACAAGACUAGAUGAAAUGGAGGAACUCUGGGCUGAGCUUCUGGAAAAAUGUGCUGAGAAGGCAAACAAACUCCAGGCUGCCUAUAAGGCAUUGAAAUUUCAGAGAAGUUUAGAGGACAUUGAAAAGUGGCUGGACCAGGUAGAAGCCAAGCUGGACUCUUCUAAUAAAGGUAAAGAUCUCAUGACACUUGAGAAACUUGGAGAGCUUGAAGAGGACAUCACUAGCCAUGGAGAGAGACUUAAAGUUCUGGCAGAUAAAACUCGUGAAUUCCGACAGGAGGGUCACUUCCUGGCAGAAGAAAUAGAAGACAGAGUUCGGAUUCUAAUUCACAGGUACAAGAGCCUUAAUGAGCCAUUGCAGGAGUGCAGGGCGGCUCUAGAAGGCAGGAAGUUAUUAGAUCAGUUUUUCCGGGACAUUGAUGAUGAACUGGGUUGGAUUGAAGAAAAGAUGCCUCUUGCCUCAUCUAAGGAGUGCGGCCAGUCGUUGACCACUGCACAGGCAUUACUAGAAAAGCACCAGAACUUAGAAAAUGAAAUCAGCAGCCGAGAAGCAUUGACUAAAGCUGUGAUGGGCACCGGACGGAAAUUGGUAAGAGGAAACCAUUUUGCCAGUCAAGAGAUUGACAGUCGACUGCAUCAACUGGAAGUGGCUGCGGACACAUUAAAAGCUGAAGCAGAAAGGAGACGAAAGAGGUUGACUCAGGCCUGUGAAGCCCAACAGUUUUUGACUGAGCUUUUAGAAGCAGAAGCAUGGAUGGCAGAGAGGGGAAUUACAAUCAAGUCAACGGACAGUGGAAAAAAUGAAGAAUCCACCCAAGCACUGUUGCGGAAAUUAGAUGCCACCAUACGGGACUUAGAAGGUUUCUCUCCAAGGAUCAACAAAUUGAAAGACACUGGAAGAAGCCUAGAGAGUGAUAACGAAAAUCCAGAAAGUUCCAUAGUAAUCCCAAAACUGCAAUCCAUUCUGGGGGAAUAUCACUCCCUGCUGGAGAGAGCUGAACAGCGCAGAGGUCACUUACAGGAGCAAUAUCAGCUGUUCCAGUAUCUAAAAGAAGCUGAUACCAUAGAGGCCUGGCUGCUCAGCAAAAAGACUGCAGCUGAAUCUGAUGACUUAGGACAAGAUUUGGAAGGCAUUAAGGUGUUAGAGAAACAGUUUGAGAACCUUGUGAAGGAAGUAGAGACAUUGGGUAAAAGCAAAGUGUUGUCUUUAAAUGAACUGGUAUCAGGACUGUUGAAAGAGUCUCACAGCCAGGCUGAAGUAAUAAAGAGGAAGACAGAGGAGGUGAAUAGUACUUGGGAAGCCCUCUGCCGGUCAAUCGAAAACCGUGCUAAGAUUCUUGGUAAAGCCCACCAGGUCCAUCAGUUUGAUCAUGAGGUUGAUGAGUUAAUUGCCUGGAUGCAGGAGAAGGAAGUCACGGUGAACACAGAUGACUAUGGCUAUGACCUUUCUGGGGUGCAGAGUUUGCUAAGUCAACAUGAGGGCUUUGAAAGGGAUCUUGCAGCCAUUAAAAAAGAAAUGGAACAAGUCAUUAAACAGGGACAUUACUUAAGUCAGCUACACCCACCAGUCCAGAAGAACGUGGCAGAGAGACUGGAAGAUGUGUCCAGAAGGUGGGGGAGUCUAAUAUCAAGAUCUCAAGAAAGGAAAGAAAAAUUGUCCCAAGCUGAACAAGUGCAGAUGUAUUUCAGCGACUGUGGCGAGUUAAUAGUCUGGGCAAGAGAAAUCCAUGCUCUGAUGGUAUCUGAGGAAUUAGCAAAUGAUGUGGCUGGUGCAGAGCAGCUGAUUAAACGACAUGAGGAAUACAAGAGGGAGAUUGACCGGCACUGGGGGAAGUAUGAAGAGCUUCAGAGGAUGGGGAAGUCUCUACUGGAGAAGGAACACUUCAUGUCUUUUGAGAUUGCAGAGAAAGUCCAAGAGCUGUCAGAGCUCAUGGGGUUUGUGUCUGACACCUGGAAGAGGAGGAAAGAUAUCUAUGAGGAAAACCUGGAGAUACAGCUUUUGUGUAGGGACCUAGAACAAGCAGAUGGAUGGCUUAACACCAAAGAACCAUAUCUUUUGGAUUCAAACUAUGGGGACUCUGUGCCACACGUGGAGGUCCUCAUGAAGAAACAAGAGGAAUUUGAAAAGAUGCUAGCAGCCCAGGAGGAGAAAUUUCAGAUGCUGAAGAGAAAAACAAAGAGAGAACAGAAACUGUUUACGCAAAUUGACUUUGAAGAAAAAGGACAGAAGAAACCUGAAACCUUCAUCAGAGUACCUUCUCUAAAGAGGAAGCCAUCAGACAGAAGAGUAUUCCCCCAAAGACUGGGGAGUGCAAGGGGUUCAGGCCUUUCCAGUAGACCUCCCAUGGAAACACUGGGCACCACACCCCAGAACAGUUCAGUGAUUUAUGGUGGUUUACUGGACAACUUGGAUGUAAAGAGCAACAAAACUGUAACAGAACAAAGGCCACAGCCAUUGGUUACCCCAAAUCUUCUUGAUCUCCAGAUCCCAAUUUUGGAAAACCCUAUUAGAUUAACUGAAUCCCAACCGACCUUGUCUGCUUCUCAGCAACCGCUGUCUUCAGUGCAGACAUACCAAAGCUUAAAAGUGCCAAUUGCAGAGGAAAUCCUAGACAAUAAUACACCCUUAAUUACUUUAGAGGACACCAAGUACCAACCUGAGGAAAGAUCCUUUGUGAAACCAACAAAUUCUUCAACACUACUGUCACUUAAUUCUGACCUGUCCUCAGGAAAAGUACACAGCGAUGUUGUGGAGAGGAAGCCAUUGGCUGAACUUCCAAGAGUCCCAGUUCUCUCUGCCUUGAUUCCUGAGACACCACCUGUUAGAACUUUGGAGGUGAAGCCUGAUCUUCUGCUAGAACUUAAUGUGGACUCGUCAAGUGGACCAACAAAAAUACCUGAUCUACCUACACCAACGUCACCAAGUCCUUCCUUUGAUAAAGUAAUAAAUGGAUUUAUGGAGGCAAAACAGACGCAUCAGCCAGGUGGAAAGGAAAAUCCAGCCGGCUUCUGGAACUCCUUCUACAUCACAUUGCGUGGACACAUCAUGAGCUUCUAUCAGGCCAAGAGGGAUGAAGCUAAGAAUGAAACUGCAAUUCCUUCAGUAAGCUUGGUGGGUGCAGUCUGUGAAAGAAUAAGGGAUCCUUCGGGAAAAGCAAACACCUUCAGUGUCAGAGCCACUGACGGAUCUGAAUACAUAUUCUCAGCUCCCACUGCUAGAAAGAUGGAAAUCUGGAUCCAAACAAUUGGGGAUGAGCCUGUCAUUAAAAGAGAUGAAUCUUUUUACUCACCAAUAAAAGAAAAUCCUAGGACAUUAUCAUUUGAACCAGAGAGCAAUGGACAUACAUUUUCUGCUAGCAGAGUCUACAUUACCUCAGAGAAGACAGAUUUUUACUCUCCUAAACCCGUUGAGACAGAUGGCGUUAAAGAGAAGCACACAAAGAAUGUUUUUAAGAAGUUCUUCAAAAAGUAAACUACACUGUUAUAAGAUGGAGCCAUAGAUGAGGUUAAUGGACUUUACGCCCUGUCCAAAAAUUCAAGGAGGUUUAUGAAGAUGAAACUUGUGGGGCCCUUCUGCUGGGUACUCAAAAUAAUGGCUCUGCAGGAAUAAAAACUUGAAAAUAGAUUCUGAACUAUUAUUAUUCAAAACUGAUUAAAGACCGGAAGCUCAGGGAAUUUCACAUGUCGUUUUGGUGCACUUUUUUGAGGAGUUUUUAAAUUUGAUGUCAGGAGUGGAUUGUAAAGGGGGGAGAAUCUAAUGCUGACUUUUUAAAUACAUUAAUAGUUUUGGCUUCAAGAUUUACAUUGAAAAGGCACAUGUCAAAGCACACUAAGGCCCCUUUCACACGGGCGAGAAUUCUGUGCGGGUGCAAUGCGUGAGGGGACCGCAUUGCACCCGCACUGAAUCUGGACCCAUUCACUUCAAUGGGGCUGUGCACAUGAGCGGUGA
Messenger RNA from Bufo gargarizans (Asiatic toad), 12144 nucleotides. RefSeq names its product spectrin beta, non-erythrocytic 5 (gene SPTBN5). Lineage: Eukaryota; Metazoa; Chordata; Amphibia; Anura; Bufonidae. Gene Ontology annotation, molecular function: actin filament binding. Gene Ontology annotation, cellular component: cell projection; cell junction; cortical actin cytoskeleton. The record is from RefSeq and is a predicted model, not a curated record. Gene Ontology annotation, biological process: actin cytoskeleton organization.